AUGGCGAGCGCGGCGGCGUCCAAGAAGGCGGCGAACCGACUGGUGGUGGAGGAGGCCGCCACCAACGACGACAACUCCGUGUGCACCCUCCACCCCGCCACCAUGGACAAGCUCUCCAUAUUCAAGGGCGACAUCGUGCUGCUCAAGGGCAAGCGCCGCCACAGUACGGUCUGCAUGGCACUGCCUGACGACACCUGCGAGGGCCACAAGAUGAGGAUCAACAAGGUAGCCCGGUCCAACCUGCGCGUGCGCAUAUCCGAUGUCGUGUCGGUGCACCAGUGCCACGACGUCAAGUACGGCAAGCGCGUGCACAUCCUCCCGUUGGACGACACCAUCGAGGGCAUCGGGGGGAACCUCUUCGACGCCUACCUCAAACCCUACUUCGUGGACGCCUACCGCCCGGUCCACAAGGGCGACCUCUUCCUCGUGCGUGGUGGCAUGCGGAGCGUGGAGUUCAAGGUCAUCGAGAUGGACCCUGCGGUGGAGUACUGCAUCAUGGCGCCCGACACGGAGAUAUUCUGCGAGGGCGAGCCGGUCAAGAGGGAGGAUGAGGAGAGGCUCGACGACGUCGGCUACGACGACGUGGGUGGCAUGGGGAAACCGCUGACUCUCAUCAGGGAGCUCGUCGAGCUGCCACUCAGGCAUCCGCAGAUCUUCAAGAGCAUUGGCGUCAAGCCUCCCAAAGGCAUCCUCCUCUACGGCCCUCCCGGGUCCGGCAAGACGUUGAUCGCCCGUGCGGUGGCGAACGAGACCGGGGCCUUCUUCUUCCUUAUCAACGGCCCGGAGAUAAUGUCCAAGAUGGCUGGAGAGAGCGAGAGCAACCUGAGGAAGGCCUUCGAGGAGGCCGAGAAGAACGCGCCCUCCAUCAUCUUCAUCGACGAGAUCGACUCCAUU
Triticum dicoccoides is the source of this 894-nucleotide messenger RNA. RefSeq names its product cell division control protein 48 homolog A-like. The record is from RefSeq and is a predicted model, not a curated record. The annotation marks the transcript as partial. NCBI's taxonomy places the organism in Eukaryota, Viridiplantae, Streptophyta, Magnoliopsida, Poales, Poaceae. Gene Ontology annotation, molecular function: ATP binding; ATP hydrolysis activity. The transcript has a single exon.